Molecule: messenger RNA, 924 nt
Organism: Rhagoletis zephyria (snowberry fruit fly)
Lineage: Eukaryota; Metazoa; Arthropoda; Insecta; Diptera; Tephritidae
Source: RefSeq, a predicted model, not a curated record
AUGGCGUUGGACGUGAGCACCCGUGGCAGUAGUUCACUUUCCUCGUCUGCCGAGCCCUCACUGCAGUCGCUGAUGAUGAACGGCGGGCCAAUGAGCAAUGGCUCCAUUGAGCACAUACUCAGCAGCUACGGGCCGGCAGCUCUGGCCCAGCAGGCCCAGCAAGGACAGCAGGGCCAGCAGCAACAGUCAUCCAAGUCAACAAUGGAGGACGCAACCCUGUUCCUUAAGGCGGCAGCGGCGGCAGCUGCAGCAGCGGCCGCCGCCGCUGCAGUGUCCGCCUCCGAGAACGCCGCCUCUCCCUGCCCGACGACAAGUUCCAUGCCAGAAUCACCGGAGAAGUCUGACUCGCCGUCACUCGCGGCCAGCUCUUCAACCACCAACUCAUCGCACGGCGGCGACUCUGCCUCACGACUGAACUCUUCCUCUCCAAAGAGUCCCGGUGGUGACGGCGGAAACUCGAAGGAGGCGACACUGGACGAGAAGACCAAACAGCCGGUCCUCUGGCCUGCCUGGGUCUACUGCACCCGUUACUCUGACAGACCUUCUUCAGGCCCUCGAUCUCGAAAAAUUAAGAAAAAGGAGAAGAAAGUGGACGAAAAGAGGCCACGAACGGCAUUCACCGCUGAACAGCUAGCUCGGCUAAAGCACGAAUUCCAGGAGAAUAGAUAUCUCAAUGAAAAGCGUCGACAAGACCUGGCUCGUGAGCUGAAACUGAAUGAGUCGCAGAUCAAAAUUUGGUUUCAAAAUAAGCGAGCAAAAAUUAAGAAAUCCACUGGAUCGCGUAAUCCUCUGGCGAUGCACCUAAUGGCACAGGGACUGUACAAUCACAGCACCAUGGCGGUGGACAGUGAUGAAGAGAUGAUGAUGGACGAGAUGAACUACAAGUCGCCCUCGCCCAUGUCCGAGUCAAGCAAGACUGGCUAG